Messenger RNA from Meloidogyne enterolobii, 210 nucleotides. NCBI's taxonomy places the organism in Eukaryota, Metazoa, Nematoda, Chromadorea, Rhabditida, Meloidogynidae. The record is from the annotation of a GenBank genome assembly.
AUGUCUUCGCUUUAUAACUAUGGAAGUUUAAAUUUUGAGCUAAAGGCGCAAGAAACUUCAACCAUAGAAGAAUUGACAGAAAAAAACAAUGAAUUAAAAGGAAUAACAGAAAAAACAUAUUAUGAAUUCUUAAAACAAAAAUUUCUUAUCGAUGAAGAUUUCCAAGCCACUCCAAAAGAAAAAUUGCGAAUAGGAGAAAAAUUUGCGUAA